GAAACAGAUAGUAUAUUCCCAUUUUCUUCUGCAACGAAUAUUCUCUAAACAGCAAAAAGGAAACAAUAUUCCGUCUUCUUUCUUCUUUCUUAUCUCUAUAAUAAUAUCAGUUUGGUCAGAUUACAGAAAAAGAAGAAAAGGGUAAUCGUGAUCUUGAUCUGGGUGAGUGCGGGGAGCAUGAAGUUUUGGAAGAGUUUAAGCAUAUUGAUCGAAGAAGCGUUGCCCGAUUGGAGGGAUCAGUUUUUGUCCUACAAGGAUUUGAAGAAGCACUUGAAGUUGAUAUACCCGAAAGAUGGGAGCGAGAAGCAGGUUAGUAAACGGCCCAGGUUGGAUUCGACGGACGGUGGGGAUGGUGGGUCUAAGGAGGAGAGCGAGGUCCCUAAGGAGGUGAUGGAUUUCGUUUUGUUGUUGGAAGAGGAGAUUGAGAAGUUUAAUGCUUUUUUCAUUGAAAAAGAAGAGGAUUAUGUUAUCAAGUGGAGGGAACUGCAAGAUAGAGCAGCGAAGGCCAAAGUAUCAAAGGAGGAGUUAAUGAAAGUGGGGAGGGAGAUAGUAGAUUUUCAUGGAGAGAUGGUUUUGUUGGAGAAUUACAGUGCCCUUAACUAUACAGGACUACUGAAGAUAAUAAAGAAAUAUGACAAGCGAAGUGGUGCUCUUGUUCGCCUGCCCUUCAUUCGAAAGGUCUUGCAACAACCAUUCUACAGGACUGAUGUUCUUAACCAGCUUGUGAAGGAGUGCGAGAUGGUGCUUGAUCAUCUUUUCUCCAUGAAUGAACCAUCAACCUCGCCUGAAGCAACUGACAAGAAAGUGACCAGUGAGAAAGAAUGUGAAUCCAAAACUUCUACCAGAAGUACUGAAAGGCUGCUCAAUGUUCCAAAAGAACUUGCAGAAAUUAAGAAUAUGAAGAGCAUGUAUAUGAAGCUUACUUUGUCAGCUCUACGUGUUUUGAAAGAGAUCCGGAGUGGAAGCUCAACUGUGAGCAUGUUCUCAUUGCCACCUUUGCAAAAUCAUGCAUUAGAGGAUUGGAAGAAAAUUCCUGUGUUAGAACAGGCAGCCAAAUAAGUUUCUCACCUUGUUGUUAUGAGGGUGGCCCAACUUGGAACAACUUCUCCCUCUUUCGCUUUCCCUCAUCAUUUUCAUUUUCCUUUGUUUUUAUUCUUGUAUUUUAUACCUAUACUUCUGCUAGAAACUGACCACGCUUUUGUAUCCUAAAUCCAAUUCUCAUUGGAACUUGUUUGACUUUUUCCUGUAGACAAUUUUAAAGACGGGAACAUCUGGUUUUGAUCUUUCAGGUAUAGUGAUCAUAGUUUUAGUGUGAAA
This is a messenger RNA of Theobroma umbraticum, 1317 nucleotides long. RefSeq names its product SPX domain-containing protein 1-like. The record is from RefSeq and is a predicted model, not a curated record. Gene Ontology annotation, biological process: cellular response to phosphate starvation. Lineage: Eukaryota; Viridiplantae; Streptophyta; Magnoliopsida; Malvales; Malvaceae.